Zymoseptoria tritici IPO323 is the source of this 978-nucleotide messenger RNA. RefSeq lists its product as uncharacterized. The annotation marks the transcript as partial. The transcript has a single exon. Gene Ontology annotation, molecular function: hydrolase activity, acting on acid anhydrides, in phosphorus-containing anhydrides. Lineage: Eukaryota; Fungi; Ascomycota; Dothideomycetes; Mycosphaerellales; Mycosphaerellaceae. Gene Ontology annotation, cellular component: mitochondrion. The record is from RefSeq and is a predicted model, not a curated record.
CCCUCCAUCCCCCGCCCCUCCGCCUCCGUCCUCGUAAUCUCCCCCAACAACCAAAUCCUCCUCCUCCAACGCGUGCGCCAAUCCUCCUCCUUCCCCUCCGCCCACGUCUUCCCCGGCGGCAACGUCUCCACCUUCCACGACGGCGAUGCCCCUCCCCCGGACCAUCCUGGCCGCCACGUCGACAGCGAAGUCUACCGCCUGGCCGCGAUCCGCGAGACGUUUGAAGAAUCGGGGAUCUUGCUCGCGAGGAAUAAUGGGUUUGGGAGACUAAUUGAGGUGCCGGAGGAGGAGAGGGAGGAAGGGAGGAAGGCGGUGCAUGGGAAUCAGGUGCCGUUUACGCAGUGGUUGAGUCAGAAAGGUGGACGGGCGGAUUUGGAUGGGUUGUUGCCUUUUACACGAUGGGUGACGCCGACGAAUGUGCCGAAACGGUUUACGACGCAGAUGUACCUCUACUUCCUGCCGACGCAAUCUACGACUCCGCUGGGAGCAGAGGGGAAAGAGCAAGAAGAGGAGGAAGUGCGGAUCCCCGUUCCCACAACCGAUGGAGGGCUUGAACACACAACCGCACGAUUCCUCCCCGCGAGCGCAUGGUGUCGACUCGCACAGGAAGGGCGAAUCAUCCUCUUCCCACCGCAAUUCUACCUCCUCCAUCAAAUCGCACAGCACUUUGAUGAUCUCAAGGCGCCGACGGAUUAUGCGAGUAUAUCGAAAGAGGCGGUUCCGAGGGAGGAGUUGGAGAAUCGGAGGAAGGCGUUGGUGGAGUUUGUGAAGAGUGGGAGUCCGCCGUGGACGGAGAAGUGUAUUAGUCCAAUUGUGCAGCCGCCGAGAGAUGGGAAGCCGAGGGAGGACGGGAGGGCGGUGUUGGGGUUGAAUCGGCCGGGACCGGAGUUGGAGAAUGCGGGGCUGGAGAGGAGCGGGGUGAGGGAGGAGUGUGUGUUGGUGGAUUUCCAGAAGGGAGGGCCGAGGAGGGUGGCGGUC